Molecule: messenger RNA, 198 nt
Organism: Iphiclides podalirius (scarce swallowtail)
Lineage: Eukaryota; Metazoa; Arthropoda; Insecta; Lepidoptera; Papilionidae
Source: the annotation of a GenBank genome assembly
AUGAAGGGGGACGUGUCCGCAAGGUCAUUGAAUGGAAAUCAGCUGGUCCGCGCGGCGCGUGCAAUCCGGAAAUGCACAGAUAUCGGAAAAUACUUUCGAGCUGCAGCGAAAAAUCUAGUUUCGGAACGCAUUUUCGCGCCGCUGCCGACUACUAUGGCUUCAAAUGCAAUCCAGCCCGCCUCCUCAACACAUCACGGC